Actinia tenebrosa (Australian red waratah sea anemone) is the source of this 1782-nucleotide messenger RNA. Its product is annotated as putative mitochondrial transporter UCP3. Lineage: Eukaryota; Metazoa; Cnidaria; Anthozoa; Actiniaria; Actiniidae. The record is from RefSeq and is a predicted model, not a curated record. Gene Ontology annotation, biological process: transmembrane transport.
GUGGAGCGUACGUUCAUAACUUCACGUUCAACUGCCUUAUUAGUAUAAAAGGUAUCAAAAAGCAUCCUCGAUAGUGAAGAUUUAGUAAGAAACCGAAAAGAAAUCGUCCAAGUCUUUUAGUUACUAAAAAUGAGGUCCGAUCCAACUGGGAAAAAGCCAAGUGUGGCGAUGAAGUUUGUAAGUGCUGGCCUCGCCGCUUCUAUAGCAGAAGCUGUUACCAUUCCAAUCGAUACAGCCAAAGUUCGUUUGCAGAUCCAAGGUGAACAGGCAGUAAUGUCAAACAUUGCAUCAGGGAUUAAAAUGUGCGACCCCGGUGUCAAGUACCGAGGCAUGAUAGGAACAAUGUAUACCAUUGCAAAAACAGAGGGUGUAAAGACAAUGUACAGGGGUCUCAUACCAGGCGUUCACCGUCAGCUCUGCUUUGCAAGCAUUAGAAUUGGCCUAUAUGAUUCAGUAAAAAAGAUGUAUGGAGAUGAAGACAUCAAUAAUCCUAAAGUGUUAAAGAAAAUAGCUGCUAGUAUAACUACUGGAGUCAUGGCCGUAGCUGUAGCACAACCAACGGAAGUGGUGAAAAUUCGUUUCCAAGCUGACGCUGGUAGAUAUACCACAGGUGCCAUUGCAACAUAUGGAAUUAUCGCACGAAGUGAAGGAAUUAAAGGAUUAUGGAAGGGUAUAUUUCCAAAUAUGGCAAGACUGUGCACUGUAAACGCAUCAGAACUUGUUGUAUAUGAUUCUAUCAAGAGUUUUUUCUUGCGGCAUAAGUUAAUGGCUGAUGAGUAUCCAUUGCAUUUUGUGUCAGCUUUUGGAGCUGGCUUUGUGACGACUUGCAUAGCAUCGCCAGUGGAUGUUGUCAAGACCAGAUACAUGAAUUCUCCACCCAACACUUAUAAAAGUGGCGUUGAUUGUGCCAUACAGCUGUUCAAGCAUAAUGGAAUUACUGCAUACUAUAAAGGUUUUACUCCAAACUUCAUCCGUUUAGGUGCUUGGAACAUUGUCAUGUUUAUGUCCUAUGAACAGCUUCAGAGAUUAUUUGCUAAAUUAAAGGAAAUAGCCACCAAAUCAAGUACAAAACCUAUCUAGAAAAUUUUUCAUCAAAAAAUGCUGGGAAAAAAAGCAGUUUGGGUCUAAAUUUUCAUAAUUAGAGAAUUAGAAUAUUUUGAAAUAAAUAUUUUGGAGAAUGUUAAAUGUAAAUUGAAGUAGGUGGUGUAGGUUAGGGUAUAUAUUAGGCCCCGUCCACACGUAUCCGGAAAUUUUUGUAUCCACAAAUUAUUUUUUGUGGAUGCGAAAAUGUUUGCGUCCACACGCAGCAUAUUCGUAUCCGUUUUCGUAAAAUUUGCGGACACGUGUGGACGCAACCCAUAUUCGCAAAAAAGGAUUUGCAGAUACAAAAAUUUCCGGAUACGUGUGGACGGGGCCUUUUAUUAGUUAAUGUAAUUUUCUAAAUUUUCAUAAUUAGAGAAUUAGAAUAUUUUGAAGUAAAUAUUUUGGAGAAUGUUAAAUGUAAAUAUUGAAGUAGGUGGUGUAGGUUAGGGUAUUAUAUUAGUUAAUGUAAUUUCAAAAAAUAUAUAGUGUUUGUGAUCACUAGCACUGCUGUCAAUCAAGAUUGGAAAAUAGUUAAUCAAUUUCAUAUAAAUUUUAUUUUGGGUUGUACCAUGAGUACUUACCAAAUUAAAACUAUUAUAAUAUGUAUUAGUAAUAGGUGCAUGCCUUAGCUAUAGUAUAUAGGCUAGCUACAUGUAUAUUCAACAUUUAUUAAUUUUAUAAUCAAUUUUAAUCUAUCAA